AUGUGCAAUGGCACGAGACUUCUUAUAAAGGAGUUAAAAGAUAAUUUAAUAGUAGCGAAGAUUAUCACCGGCUCUGCAGCUGGUGAAUUAGCUCCUAUACCAAGAAUACCCAUGAUUCCUACUGAUUUGCCUAUACCCUUCAAAAGGCUCCAAUUUCCAGUGAAAAUUUCUUUCGCACUAACGAUAAACAAAUCCCAGGGCCAAAAAUUCAAAUUAGUAGGAAUUGAUUUACGAAAAGAAUGUUUUACGCAUGGGCAACUUUACGUUGCCCUAUCACGGGUCGGGGCUCCCGACCACCAGUAUAUUUUGUUACCUGAAAAUAAUUUAACGUCAAAUGUUGUUUAUAAAGAAGCUCUACAAUAA
Molecule: messenger RNA, 363 nt
Organism: Microplitis demolitor
Lineage: Eukaryota; Metazoa; Arthropoda; Insecta; Hymenoptera; Braconidae
Exons: 1
Coding region: 1-363 (120 amino acids)
Source: RefSeq, a predicted model, not a curated record